Cladophialophora carrionii CBS 160.54 is the source of this 2022-nucleotide messenger RNA. RefSeq lists its product as uncharacterized. Gene Ontology annotation, biological process: mRNA cis splicing, via spliceosome; maturation of 5S rRNA. The record is from RefSeq and is a predicted model, not a curated record. Lineage: Eukaryota; Fungi; Ascomycota; Eurotiomycetes; Chaetothyriales; Herpotrichiellaceae. The coding region runs from base 1 to 2022 and encodes 673 amino acids. The transcript has a single exon. Gene Ontology annotation, cellular component: U4/U6 x U5 tri-snRNP complex.
AUGGCUUCCGCGGCAGACAUCGAGCAGAUGAACAAGCUCAGGAAGAGCCUGGGCCUGCCGCUCUUAAACGUAAGUGGACAGCCUCCACAGUCGUCUGAAGGACCUACAUUCAAAGAAUCAAGAGCUGCCGCCGCCGACGACGACGAUAGCGACCGAGAUGGAGACGCCGAGCCUGCUUCGACCCUGGAAACCCGCGAGGCCGCGGGGUUCGAGAACUGGAACCAACUCCGCGAGGAGGAGAAGAAAAGAGCAUUGAGAGAGCGGCGCAAGAAAGAGAUACAACGACAGAGAGAUCUUGAGUCGCGGAAUCGACAGCUCGAGGGCAAGGGGUUAGGGGAUGCUGGCGAUGAAGACGAUAUCGAUACCAAAGCUUGGUUGAAGGGCCAGAAGAAGCGGCAGUCGAAAAUCGAAAAGGAGCGCGCCGAAAGACUGGCCAGGGAACUGGCGGAGCGGGAACGAGAGGCUGCCGUCGAGUAUACGUCGAAGGACCUCGCGGGCGUGCAAGUGGCGCAUGAGAUUGGCGAUUUCGACGAAGGAUUUGGCGAGCAGAUCCUCACGUUGAAGGAUACCGAGAUCGGAAAGGGCGAUGACAGCGAGGACGGAGACGUCCUGGAGAACGCGGACAUCGUGUCGCGGGACAAGCUGAAGGAGAAGCUCGAUCUGAAAAAGAAGACCAAGACCGCCUACAAUGUGCAUGAAGACUCCGAGAAGGGACUAUUGUCCCAGUAUGAUGACAAGAAGCGCAAGGCGUUUACUCUCGACGCCCAGGGGUCGACUGUCGAGGAACGCGAGGCCAAGCGGCAGCAGAUCGGCGAGAAGCUCAAGAAUACGAUCAGCCUGGACAUUUUGAAGGACGAGCCUGUCUCGGAUUAUCUGGAGCUCAAGAUCAAAAAGCCAAAGAAGGAGAAAAAGAAGUCUAAACGCCAACGGCCUGUUGACGAGGAUGAGGAUGUUUUCCCUACAGCGCAGGGUGGGACCAACGGAGAUGCCAUGGACGUGGAUUCUGCGGCCGCUGUGGCCCUGCCACGAGCGAGAUCACGAACCGCAGAAGACAACUUGAACGACGAUGACGAUCUGGCCAGUGCGCUUGCUAGGACUCGGCAGGCUGUCUUGAGGAAACAGAAGCGAAGACCUGAAGAUAUUAUCGCGCAGCUCAAACAAGAAGAAGAUGAGCAACCUGUUGCGGACGGCGAAGGCGGUCUUGUGCUCGACGAUACCACGGUAUUUCUAGACAAUUUGUCAUCUCGUCCUAGGGAGGAGGAGCCGGAGCGAGGGGUCAAGACAUCGGUCGAGCAGCACGAUGCGCAAAGCCCGGGCCCUCGAGUCAAGCAGGAAGAUGAAGACCAUGCCAUGGGCGAAGCAUAUGCUGGCGUCGAGGAUGAACAAGAGCUCCUCAAUCGGGUCAAGCGUGAGCGCUCGACGGUCACCCCAGAGGUGUCAGCCACGGGCCUCGACGAAGAGAAGUCACUGGACCAGGGUCUUGGCUCGGCUCUCAGCCUGCUCCGCCAACGUGGUAUCUUGAAAGAGACGGAUGCCGGCGACAAGAACAAGCUGUACAAAGAUCGCCAGAAGUUUAUCGUCGAAGCUCGUCUGCGCGAGCACGAGAAUGAACAGAAGGCCCGCAUGCAACGUGAGCGGGAUCGCCAAUCCGGCAAGUUGACGGGUUUGUCUGUCAAGGAACGAGAGGAACACGCCCGGUGGCAGAACACCCAACGAGAGCAUCAGUCUUCCAUUCAAGCUGCCGCCACUUUCAACAAAGAGUAUAAGCCCGAUGUGCAGAUCAAGUACGUGGACGAGGAUGGUCGGCUCAUGAAUCAGAAAGAAGCAUUCAAGCAUCUGAGUCAUCAGUUCCACGGCAAAGGUAGCGGGAAGCUGAAGACCGAGAAACAUAUGAAGAAGAUUGCCGAGGAGAAGAAGAGAGAGGCGGCAAGUAUCUUGGAUAGCAGUGAAGCUACCGGCAUGAACAAUGCUCAGGGCACGAUCGGAAAGAAGAACAAGCAGGCUGGUAUUAGAUUGGGCUGA